UCCUUUUCCGCUCGCCGUAACCUGUCCUCCGAAGCGUUUUGCUGUGCGAUGGAAAUGGCCGCCGCGGACACGGAGCUGCGCGACACAGAGUUCCCCUGUCAAGUGAUGGAGGAGGCGGAGAGUCGACCCAGUGCAGAGGGAGAUCAGAGCUGUAUUGGAAUGGAUGAUGGAGAUAUGUCAGAAAGAAGUGUUAUUGAAGAAAAUGGAGAACUUUCUGAAGAUGAACAACCCCAGAAUAAGCACAGUAAACACAAAAAGAAGAAACACAAACACCGGAGCAAGCACAAAAAGCAUAAGCAUUUACCUGAAGAAGAGAAGGAGAAAGACAAAAAACACAAGCAUAAACACAAACAUAAGAAGCACAAAAGGAAAGAUGGUGUAGAUAUUAACAAAGAUGACAUUUCACCAUCAAAGAGAACAAAACUUGAUGACUUUGCUCUGCUGGAAGACUUGGAGAAACAGAGAGCUAUGAUUAAAGCAGAGCUUGACAAUGAAUUAAUGGAAGGUAAAGUCCAGUCCGGCAUGGGGUUAAUAUUACAGGGUUAUAACUCUGGUUCUGAGGAGGAGGGAGAGAUUAAUGAAAAAAAUCGUAAUGGGAAAAGAAUAUCUUCCAAGUCAAAUGCCAAGGGAAAACAAGAUGACUUAAAAAACACUUCUAAAAGAAGGAGCAAAAGUAAGUCCAAAGAGAAGACAAAACACAAGUCAGAGAAAAAAAAGCCAAAAAACAAUUCUGAAACUGUUAAAGAAAAAGUACCGCAAAGCAAGUCAAAGGAAAGAAGGAAAUCCAAAAGUCCAGUUAAAAGAAACAGAUCACAAGACCAACUUAAAAGAUCACCAGCCUUGCGGCGACAAUCUCCAGAAAAAAAUAUUAAAUCAAAAUCUCCCUCAAAAGAAAGGUUAAAAACAAGGGACAGGAAAAAAUCACCAGUGGUCAGUGAAAUCAGAGGUAGAGACCGUAGUAGGAAGUCUAAAUCUCCAAUAAUAAUUGACAGAAGCAAAUCCAAAGAAAGACGGUCUAAGUCAAAAGAAAAGAAAAUCAGGAGGUCUGAUGGGGAUAGAGAUAAGAAACCUCUUAAAUCUCCCUCCAAAGAUGCUUCUUCUGGGAAAGAAAACCGUUCUCCAGUUCGACGGCUAGUACGCAGCCCAAAAGCAAGAAGCUUAUCUCCUAAACAACGUGAUAGGACUUUGCGACAAAGCAGAUCUCCACAUGAUCGGAAGGCUAAAACUCCACCUCGGGCCCAAUCUCCUUCUCGGAGAGCAAAAAGCAAAUCAAUGGAACGUAAAAGAAGAGAACCAGAGAGAAGAAGAUUAUCAUCUCCCAGAACCCGCUCUAGAGAUGAUCCCCUAACAAGAUAUGAUCGAGCAAAAGAUCCUAGUCCUCUUCGACGGUCCCCAUCUAGGAGGCGACCAAGUAGGUCUCCUAUUCGAAGACGAUCACGUUCACCGCUCAGGAGAAGUAGAUCUCCAUGGAGACGAAGUAGAUCUCCUUAUAGGCGAGACCGAAGUCGAAGAAGCCGCUCUCGUCUUAGAAGGCGGUCUCAUUCCCGGGGAGGACGUACUCGGAGAAGGAGAAGCAGGAGCAAAGAUAAAGAAGAUAAAUUUAAAGGAAGCCUUUCUGAAGGGAUGAAAGUGGAACAAGACUCUUCUGAUGAAAAUCUUGAAGACUUUGAUGUUGAGGAAGAAGAUGAAGAGGCUCUUAUAGAGCAGAGGAGACUGCAGAGGCUAGCCAUUGUACAGAAAUACAAAUAUCAAAAUGAAGACAGCAAUAUGUCUGUACCUUCCGAGCCCAGCAGUCCUCAAAGCAGUGCACGGAGCCGCUCAGCUUCCCCAGAUGACAUUCUUGAGCGUGUUGCUGCUGACGUUAAGCAGUAUGAGAGGGAGAACUAUGACACUUUUGAGGCUUCUGUGAAAGCCAAACAUAAUCUUAUGACAGAACAGAAUAAUGGUGCUACACAGAAAAAAAUUAUUGCCCCUGACAUGUUCACCGAAUCUGAUGAUAUGUUUGCUGCAUACUUCGAUAGUGCUCGUUUUAGAGCUGCUGGCAUUGGAAAAGACUUUAAGGAAAAUCCUAACUUAAGGGAUAACUGGACAGAUUCUGAAGGCUACUACCGUGUAAAUAUAGGAGAAAUUUUGGAGAAGCGAUACAAUGUGUAUGGAUACACUGGCCAGGGAGUCUUCAGUAAUGUUGUGCGUGCGCGAGAUAUGGCUCGAGCAAAUCAGGAAGUUGCUGUGAAAAUAAUCAGAAACAAUGAGCUAAUGCAAAAAACAGGCUUGAAAGAAUUGGAGUUCCUGAAGAAAUUAAAUGAUGCGGAUCCAGAUGACAAAUUUCAUUGCUUGAGAUUAUUUAGGCAUUUCUAUCACAAACAGCACUUAUGUUUAGUAUUUGAACCACUCAGUAUGAACUUGAGAGAAGUUUUGAAGAAAUAUGGAAAAGAUGUAGGCCUCCACAUUAAGGCAGUGCGGUCCUAUAGCCAGCAGCUCUUUCUGGCAUUAAAGCUUCUAAAAAGAUGCAACAUUCUUCAUGCGGAUAUUAAACCCGAUAACAUUCUGGUGAAUGAAUCCAAAACCAUUCUGAAACUCUGUGACUUUGGUUCUGCAUCCCAUGUUGCAGAUAAUGACAUUACACCAUAUCUUGUCAGUAGAUUUUAUCGAGCACCUGAAAUCAUAAUUGGAAAAAUAUAUGACUACGGAAUAGACAUGUGGUCAGUGGGCUGCACCCUAUAUGAACUUUAUACUGGAAAGAUCUUGUUCCCUGGCAAAACAAACAACCACAUGAUAAAAUUAGCCAUGGACUUAAAAGGAAAAAUGCCAAACAAGAUGAUUAGAAAAGGCGUGUUUAAGGAUCAACACUUUGAUGCAAAUCUAAACUUCAUGUACAUUGAAGUUGAUAAAGUAACAGAAAGGGAGAAAGUUACAGUUAUGAGUACUAUUAACCCAACAAAGGACCUGUUGGCUGAUUUAAUUGGAUGCCAGCGGCUUCCGGAGGAUCAGCGUAAAAAAGUUCACCAACUGAAGGACUUGUUGGAUCAAAUUCUAAUGCUAGAUCCAGCUAAACGAAUAAGCAUCAAUCAAGCUCUACAACACCCGUUCAUCCAGGAAAAGAUCUAAAUCUGGUUUGAAUAGUUACCCAUCAGGACUGAAGAUACUUUCACAGCAGCUUGUUAAUGUAUAUAAAUAUAUAAAUAUUUCCCCUGAAAAAAACAAAAACAAAUUGAGAGCAUGAAAUGUUUGAAUUAAAUUUUUUCUUUUUUUUUUUUCAAAAAGUUGUCUCACAAACUUUUGUUAUCUGUACAAUUUCUCCACAUUAGAGUGAAUGGAAAUUGGCACAAUUGCAUAAAAGAAAAUGCAGGAAAAAAAAAAUCCGUACUAAUGCAGUUUGAUUUGAGAAUUAUAUUUGGGAAAAACACGGAUGAAAUUUAAUAAUGCUUGGAUGUUAAUAUUUUAUUUUUAGCAGUCAUGGCUCAUAUUUUUUAUUUUAUUUUUUUUUGUUUGUGUGAGAGAAAACAUGACCAGCAUAAAUGCUGUUUAUAUUCACGUUUUCCUAGGUUGUGUGCGCAGGCCUCAGCAGCAUGCCCUUGGUGUAGUCAGUGCCGAAGGAGGGCCUAUUCCUUCUUGAGCCUGCCUGCAGGGAUGGUGUCCUCUUUUAAAGCAGGUUGUGUACAACUUUCAGUACACUGAAGGUAAGCUUAAACCAUCAACAUCACUGGUAUUUUAAGAUUGUCUGUGUGUUUAUAUUUUUCUUUUGUCAGCAGACAAAUAAGGAUUCGAUAGCAUAUUGUGGCAUUAUCCCACUGCAUGUUUUUCAAGUGACCUACUGUUGCAUCAGGUUUUUGUUUUGUUUCAUCAUUUGGACACUGUUUGUUGCAGUUUAAUUCCAUACUUUCUUUCCAUUCCUUGAGUGUGUGCACUUGAUGGGAGGAGCGCCUUCAGUGUACUGUUUAAUUUUGGUUUUAAGUAUAUUUUUAAUCUACUUGCUUCAUAUUGAAAAGAGUUCACUGUAACAUAGGAAUCUGUACUUUCUGAAAAAGUUGCAUUUAAUGUUCUAGUUGGGGAAAACGUCAAGUUCUUGUGCUUAGAAAAAAAUAACAUUUUUAAAAAUAAAUAAAUCCUUUGUAUUGAAACUGUACUUCUGUGUAUCACCAGUCAGUACCAGCGGGACUUCCAUUGUAUAAUUAUCCACUAUUAAAUGUAAAUCCUUCUGGUACUGAUUGUAGUUUCUAUUUUAAAUUGUAUAAUUUGUUCAUUGUUUUCAUUUCUUGUGAUCAUGUUGUCUUUCAAUACAGGCAUUUGUUCUCCACUCUUGAACAAAAGCAGCUGCUUUUUAAAAGCGAAAAAAGGAAAGAGAGACACAGGCCUCCCAACGGCUGAUUUGCUGAGAAACCAUCAUCACCUUCCUUACAAGGUCAUUUCUGACAGCAUGUGUAGAUAAGCAUUUAGAAAAAAAAAAGUGCUAUCAAAAUGGAAUUACCCACUAUGGUAGUUUAAAAAAAUAAAUAAAAAUAUAUAUAUGACUUAUGUUGAUCUAUUAAAGACAAGACUACGUUUUUCUUAAGCACACAGGACACACCACUGGCUAAAACAAUUAUUUUGGCACAUUUAUUAUUCAGUUGGUAAGGGUGGCUGUUAACAGGUUUUAUUAUAACUUGACAGUUACAUGGCAACCAAAUUGAUUCAGGCUUAUAAUUCCUCUUUAAAAUGUGCUUUGGAAUGAAAUUUAGCUAUAAGCAUUUUAAGCAUAUGAACAUUUCUGUUCCUUGUUCAGAAAUUGAAGAUGCAUUUCAUCUUUCUAAAAAUACGUUCUUUGUUACACAAGGACGAUUUCCAAAAAUAGUAGUUGCUCGUUAAGUGUUCAAUGCUUUUGGGUGGAGGGGAAUUGUAUCUAAUGAGGCAAAAGCUAAAAUGAAAGAAAAGAAAGUUUACAAAACAAAAACCCUCUAAAGAAUAAAGUUGCUGGUUUACCCAUUUCUUUGUGUUUUAGAUGGAGCUGGAAGGAGGAAGAUGGCAAGAAGACAUAUACCAAGGUUUCUGUUUUAAGCAAGACAUUUUAUGUGCUGAUACACCCUAGUGGUAUCAUAUUAAUCUUCUAUUAGGUUACUCAGGUCAAGGGCAAUUUUCACGUUUGUUUUUUUAUAUAUGUAUUAUGUUCUCUAGAUUUGUAGCUCCUUCUUUUGUAACUUUUUACUACUUACAUGCAGAAUUGUUGAACAUGUAAACAUUAUUGGUGCAUGUAAUAAAUCAGCACAUGCAUAUUGUUUUAUAGGUCUAAAUUUGGAAAUACUGUAUCAAAUCCUCACACACGGUUUUAUAACUUUGACUAUUAAACAUACACUUGGCUCUCAGUUACUAGAGCAAGAAAUCGGGGAAUACAAUUUAGUUUUUUUUCAGUGGAAAUAAAAAUAGGUUGCAUUAAUAUUUUUUACUUUGUUUUUGUGCUUAGGGUAAGUUGAUGAACUAUUUGGAUUCCUUUAUGAUCACCUAUCAAGCAAAAACACCGUAUCUGUUUAAUGUUCUACUGAUCCUUUCUGUGAUGUUCAUACUAAUAAAAAUACUUUAGUUGUCAA
Messenger RNA from Pelobates fuscus (common spadefoot toad), 5561 nucleotides. RefSeq names its product pre-mRNA processing factor kinase PRP4K (gene PRP4K). NCBI's taxonomy places the organism in Eukaryota, Metazoa, Chordata, Amphibia, Anura, Pelobatidae. Gene Ontology annotation, molecular function: protein serine/threonine kinase activity; ATP binding. The coding region runs from base 49 to 3108 and encodes 1019 amino acids. The transcript has 17 exons. The record is from RefSeq and is a predicted model, not a curated record. Gene Ontology annotation, biological process: mRNA cis splicing, via spliceosome; peptidyl-serine phosphorylation; peptidyl-threonine phosphorylation.